AUGGCAUCUGGCCAAGAGAAGGAUAUGGCAAGGGAGGAAGGGCCCACUACACCUAAUAAGGUGGUGAACAAUGCUGCCGAGAUUGACCUCAAUCAAGAUGAGGCAAUGGCUGACCUUGAGUUGGAUGAUAUUGAGGACCUGGACCUGGACCUUGGAGAUGAGCAUAACCAUGGUGAAGCUGAGAACCAUGAUGAAGCUGAGAACCAUGGUGAAGCUGAUAAUCAUGGUGAAGCUGACAACCAUGGGGAAGAGGAUAACACCGGUGAAAAGGAGAACACAGGUGAUGAAAAUGACUUCACUGAAGGCAUGAGUUAUCCUAUCUCCGAGGAGAUUGUCCAACUCCAGGCUAAAGUGGCAACUCAAAAUAUCACCAUCCUGCAGCAGCAGACGUCCAUUGAUGGACUCAAGAAGCAUACUCAGGACCUUGAGGCUGAUCUGCGCAUUGCAAUGAAGGAGGUUACUGAGAGGGAGGGCAUUUACCAGCCUCCUCCUGGGCGUAGGCCCGCUCCUGCUGCUCAGCCGGCACCCGCUCCGCCCGCACCUUCGCCUGCAGGCGCUGCGACGGCUAUGCACCAGCCACCUCCAACCGAGACCUCGCCCUUUGGGUCUCUCUCGGCGCCUCUGCCUGAGUUUAACCAUAGCAAGACGGAGGUGCAGCCUUGGCUUGACCUUGUGAAUGACACCAUGAUCCUUGCGAAUGUGCGUCCUGAGGCUCGCGUUACUGCAGCCACUCGUGCAUUGGACGAGGUGGCCCGCAGGGCAGUGUAUGACACUAAGAAGCAGGCGCAAGGACCGUUUGAAUGGCCGGAGUUCUGCACCGCGCUGAGAGAGGCAUUCAUGGUCAAGAAGUCCGACCUGGAACUGCGCGGACGCCUUGAAAGUAUCAAGUGUCAUGACCGUUCGGUGCAGGAAUAUGCGGUCGAGUUUGAGGCCGCAGCACGCUCGCUCCAGAAGCCCUUGUGUGAGGAGGAGAUGAUGCACGUUUUCAUGAAAGGCCUCCCUGUCAAGCUGCAGGAGGCACACAUGACCGGCGGCAUGACCAAUUGGACGACUUACAAGGAGAUGAAGGAGCAGGUGAUCAAGACUGACACCAUCAUUCGCACGUACAUCCAUGGUCCGGCAAAGCCAGACCAGCAGCCCCGUGCUGAGGGCUCUGGUGGUCGUGAAAACCGACCCCAGAAUGCCAACGGCGGAGGCGGUUGGAACAAGCGACCCUUCCAGCAGCGUGAUCACCAGCCUGGACCACAGCCCAAGAGGGCUAACGGGGGGGGAGGUCAUGGCCCUAACAAGCCCGACUUCUCCAAGAUGGGGUGUAACGGCUGUGGAAGAAUGGGACACAUCCAAAAGCACUGCCGUGACAAGAACGCUAUCAAGUAUUAUGGGAAGCCUAAACCAGGCGGCGCUGGACCUUAUGGAAAGAAGGAUUUUCAGAAGCCCAACUAG
Messenger RNA from Closterium sp. Naga37s-1, 1443 nucleotides. NCBI's taxonomy places the organism in Eukaryota, Viridiplantae, Streptophyta, Zygnematophyceae, Desmidiales, Closteriaceae. The record is from the annotation of a GenBank genome assembly.